Carassius carassius (crucian carp) is the source of this 2256-nucleotide messenger RNA. RefSeq names its product phospholipid scramblase 2. Gene Ontology annotation, cellular component: plasma membrane. NCBI's taxonomy places the organism in Eukaryota, Metazoa, Chordata, Actinopteri, Cypriniformes, Cyprinidae. The record is from RefSeq and is a predicted model, not a curated record. The transcript is spliced from 13 exons. Gene Ontology annotation, molecular function: phospholipid scramblase activity. Bases 129 to 1691 code for a protein of 520 amino acids. Gene Ontology annotation, biological process: plasma membrane phospholipid scrambling.
GUUGUCCAGCCCAGGACUCUAUCCCAGGACUCCAGACAGAUGAUCAGUCUCCUCACGUUCAGCCACCUUUGAAUCAGUCUGAACCCAUUUAUGAAGUUGAUCCCGAGGAUCAUGAAGAACACAUAUACAUGUGUCCUGAUCCGGGUCCUCCACCUGCUGGGCUUCAGCCAGAGAGUCAACCACUUCCUGUUCAGCCUGUCAUGAAUCCGCCUGGUCCAAGUAAUCCAGUACCUCACCAGGUUCAAUCAUACACAGGUUGUCCAGCCCAGGACUCUAGCCCAGGACUCCAGACAGAUGAUCAGUCUCCUCACGUUCAGCCACCUUUGAAUCAGUCUGAACCCAUUUAUGAAGUUGAUCCCGAGGAUCAUGAAGAACACAUAUACAUGUGUCCUGAGCUGGAUCCUCCACCUGCUGUGCUUCAGCCAGAGAGUCAACCACUUCCUGUUCAGCCUGUCAUGUAUCCGCCUGGUCCAGUGAACGCACCUUACAUAUUUCAGCCGAAUAAAGACUAUCCAGUCCAGAGCUACCUUCCAUGUGCCAUACCUCAGACAGCGGGACCUGGACUGGUUCCUCCAGCCAUGGGACUGGAGCCACAGAAUCAACCACUUCCAGUUCAGACAGUCAUGAAUCCACCUGAUCCAAGUAAUCCAGCAGCUCACCAGCUUCAGUCAUACACAGUAGGCUACCCAGUCCAGAAUUACCCUGCAUAUACCAUAGCUCAGACAGCGGGGCCUGGACUGGUUCCCCCAGCCACGGGGCUAGAGCCACAGAAUCAACCACUUCCUGUUCAGACAGUCAUGAAUCCGCCUGAUCCAAGUAAUCCAGCACCUCACCAGGUUCAGUCAUACACAGGUCAUCCCCUCCAAAACAACCUUUCAAAUCCCAUGCCUCAGUCAGAAGUCAUAGACCUUCAGUCAGAGAAUCAACAACCUCCAGUUCAGUCAGUCUUGAAACAGCCUGAUCCAAGCAGCCAAGUACUUCACCAGCCUCAGCCAUAUGCAGCACCUGCACUUCCUCCACCAGUUCUACUUUUUGGAGUACCACCCGGUCUCGAGUACCUCACUCAGAUCAACCAGAUACUUAUUCACCAAAAAAUAGAGUGUAUAAAGAUGUUAACUGGCUUUGAGACAGACAACCAGUAUGAGAUCAAGAACAGCAUCGGGCAAGAGAUCUACCAUGUUAAAGAAGAGAGUGACUGCUUAAUACGCAAUCUCUUUGGUCCAGCACAUGGUUUUAAAAUGCAUAUUAAGGACAGCAUGGACCAAGAGAUCAUUCAGUUGCACAGACCAAUGCGCUGCUUCCUGCAAGAGAUGGAGGUCCAGGCUCCUCCUGGAGUAAUCAUUGGCUAUGUGAAACAGGAAUGGUCCGUCAUACCAACAUUCACCAUCCUGGGCCCCAAUUAUGAGGAACUACUGAAGAUCCAGGGACCCAUCCUCCCAUUCCUUCGCUGUAGUGAUGUAGACUUUGAGGUUAAAGGCAUUAUUGGUGAACAAUCUAUUGGUCGAAUCACAAAACAACAGAGUGGUUUAAUAAAGCAAUGCUUCACUGAUACCAGCAACUUUUGUAUCCAGUUCCCUCUGGACUUGGAUGUUAAAAUGAAGGCUGUACUUUUGGGUGCUUGCCUCUUUAUUGACAUCAUGUUCUUUGACAAAGGUGGACAUUUACUUCUAAAAUUAUUAAGGGUAUCAUGAAAUGCCUUCCUUUUCUUUUUCUUUUUUUUUAAGGUUGUCUAAAUUUUAGUGCCCAGUCUCUGAGAGGCAAGUAUGAAGUCUGUUAGGAUUAAUAAGGACUUGGAGCAAAUCCAAUUUUUGCAUAUGCAGAUAUUUUGAUGAGUCUGCUUUCCAUUUGAGGGAGUUUGCUUUUUAGAGAACUGCUUUUCUCUUCUCCUAUAGCAGAAACAGUCAUAUGCAGGCGGUUUUAGUGAGAGUGUGAUAUGGUCUGAAUGACAGUGUACAUACUAAUGCCAUCAUAUUAGUAUAUGGUGAUAUGGCAACCUUUGUCAAGAUGGAGAAACCUACACAGUUAAAUGAACUCAUGGGGCCUCAUCUGUUCAAUGAACGGAAUAUUCUUUAGUUCUACAUUCGUUUUUAGUGCUUUCAGCACACAUGCAUUGUUAGGAAAAUAUUGAACAAUGUGUUUUCCAGAACCUUGCAGUUUUAUUUGUACGGCACAAACUAACCAAAUGUACUGGCAUUUAGCUGUAACACUUGCAAAAUGUUUUAGCUCUCGUAAUCAUUUUUAGACAAAACUUACAAU